Molecule: messenger RNA, 838 nt
Organism: [Candida] anglica
Lineage: Eukaryota; Fungi; Ascomycota; Pichiomycetes; Serinales; Debaryomycetaceae
Source: the annotation of a GenBank genome assembly
AUCUGGAGCCCCCCAUUGCAUUAAUCGUACUUGACACUAGCCAGACAAUGACGCAGUCGUCGACUCCGAUCCCCGCCCCCGAUGCCACUGCAUCGUCAGUGUCUGUACAAGAUGUCAUGCUCUACAUUCCAAAUCUCAUCGGGUACUUUCGGGUGUUCACCGCCAUCAUGUCCUUCUGGUGUAUGAAGAACCAUCCUUACUACACAUUGGUGUUGUACGGAAUAUCGGGAUUCUUGGAUGCCUUUGAUGGGUAUGCUGCGAGAAAGUAUAACCAGGGUACCCGGUACGGUGCAGUCUUGGACAUGGUCACAGAUCGUUGUGCCACCUCCUCGUUGAUCUGCUACUUGUGUGUGAUCUAUCCUCAAUACUGCUUUAUUUGGCAAUUGUUGGUCUCACUAGACUUGGCAUCCCACUACAUGCACAUGUACGCCAUGAUGUCGUCUGGAUCGGCCUCUCACAAGAACGUCGAUCUGAAACAGUCCAAAAUAUUGGCUCUCUACUAUACCAACCGUACGGUGCUUUUCUUUGUCUGUUUGGCAAAUGAACUUUUCUACGUGGCCUUAUACUUGCAUUCCUUUGGCUUUUUCUGGUUGGGAACUAUCAUGGUUUGGUUGAGUGCCCCAAUUUGGUUGUUCAAACAGUUUGCCAACGUCAUCCAAUUGAAGGGUGCUGCUUUGAUUUUAGCCACCUUGGACGCUCAGGAGAAGUCCAAGACGGCUUAGAGAUACAAAGAUGUUUUCAAUUUCAAACGUCUUGUCGUCUAAUCCUCCAGUGAUAUAUACUUUAAUGUAAAUUUUGAUCUAUUUAGCUAUAACUGUACGAAAUUGGUUCCAUUUUA